UUUACUAGCACUAAAGUUGUCAUGACUCAAUACAGGUCAAUUCUCACUAUAAUUGGGCUGAUUUCUAUGCUCUUUCCAUUUACCACUAAUGCUACUGAACAGAACAAUUCACAAAUCUAUAUUGUUCAUUGUGAGUUCCCUGAUGGGGAAAUGUCAUCCAGAUAUCAAGAUUUAGAAAGCUGGUAUCUUUCCUUCUUGCCUGCAACGACCUCGGAUAGUGACCGUGAGGCACCACGUUUGAUAUAUUCCUAUCGAAAUGUCCUAACAGGUUUUGCAGCAAAGUUGUCACCAGAUGACCUACAGGAAAUGGAAAAAAUGAAAGGAUUUGUUUCUGCACGACCCGAGAAGCUACUUACUUUACACACCACACAUAGUGUCAAUUUCAUGGGGUUGCACCAGAACAUGGGGUUCUGGAAUGACUCAAAUUAUGGGAAAGGUGUGAUUAUUGGAGUUAUUGACACGGGAAUUUUCCCGGACCACCCUUCGUUUAGCGAUGAUGGGAUGCCACCUCCCCCUGCUAAAUGGAAAGGAGUUUGUGAAUCCAAUUUCGCGGCCAAGUGUAACAACAAGCUCAUUGGAGCGAGGUCUUACCAACUUGCCAAAGGUUCCCCGAUAGAUGAUAAUGGACAUGGUACACACACAGCGGGCACAGCUGCAGGAGCCUUUGUGAAUGGUGCCAGUGUAUAUGGGAAUGCUAAUGGCACUGCAGUUGGUGUUGCUCCUCUUGCACACAUAGCCAUAUAUAAAGUAUGCAAUUCUGGUAGUUGUUCGGACAGUGAUAUUUUAGCUGCCAUGGAUGCAGCUAUAGAUGAUGGGGUAGAUAUUCUAUCAAUCUCCCUUGGUGGAAAUCCACGCCCUUUCUAUGAAGACAGUAUUGCCCUCGGGGCAUACAGUGCAACAGAAAGAGGCAUUCUUGUCAGUUGCUCUGCAGGCAAUAGUGGUCCUUCGAUUGCCUCGGUAGCAAAUGCAGCCCCGUGGAUUCUUACAGUAGGUGCCAGCACACUUGAUAGAAAGAUAAAAGCUACUGUUAAGCUUGGAAAUAGAGAGGAAUUUGAAGGGGAAUCUUCUUAUCGUCCAAAGAUUUCCAACUCAACAUUCUUCACUCUUUUUUAUGCUGGAAAAAAUGCGAUUAAUCAAUCUGACACCCCUUACUGCAAACCAGGGUCAUUCACUGACCCUGCAAUAAGAGGAAAGAUAGUCAUAUGUUUGGCAGGUGUCGUUUCCUAUAUUGAAAAAGGACAAGCUGUGAAGGAUGCUGGAGGUGUUGGCAUGAUUAUCAUCAACCCUUCAUUUUAUGGUGUCACUAAAUCAGCUGAUGCUCAUGUUCUUCCAGCAAUAGAUGUCUCAGCUGCAGAUGGAUUAAAAAUUCUUGCUUAUACGAACUCAAUAGUAAACCCUGUUGCUACAAUCACGUUCCAAGGAACAAUAAUUGGAGAUACAAAUGCUCCCAUAGUUGCUGCAUUUUCUUCUCGCGGACCAAGUAGAGCUAGUCCUGGCAUCUUGAAACCUGACAUAAUCGGUCCUGGUGUUAAUAUCCUUGCUGCUUGGCCUACCUCUAUGGAUGACAACAAAAACACCAAAUCCACAUUCAAUAUUAUAUCAGGCACCUCGAUGUCUUGUCCUCACCUUAGUGGCGUAGCAGCUCUGCUGAAGAGCACACAUCCUGAUUGGUCUCCUGCUGCUAUUAAGUCUGCAAUGAUGACGACCGCUGACACGUUAAACCUUGCCAAUAGUCCAAUACUAGACGAAAGGCUCCUUCCUGCUGACAUCUAUGCAAUCGGUGCAGGACAUGUUAAUCCAUCGAGGGCAAAUGAUCCAGGACUAGUUUAUGAUACCCCAUUUGAGGAUUAUGUACCUUAUUUAUGUGGUUUGAACUACACAAAUCCACAGGUAGGUAGCCUGUUACAACGCAAGGUGAAUUGCUCGGAGGUGAAAAUGAUCCCUGAAGCACAAUUAAACUAUCCUUCAUUUUCCAUAUUCGGACUUGGAUCAACUUCGCAGACAUAUACCAGAACUGUGGCCAAUGUUGGUGACGCUACAUCAUCUUACAAGGUGGAGGUAGCUUCACCAAAAGGCGUUAAUGUGGAAGUUGAACCCUCCGAGCUAAAUUUCUCUCAGUUGAACCAGAAGUUAACAUACCAAGUCACAUUUUCCAAGACAACCACCAGUAUAAAUCCAGAGAUUGUUGAGGGUUUCUUGAAAUGGACCUCUAAUAGGCACUCUGUGAGAAGUCCAAUUGCAGUUGUGUUAAACGUGUGAAAAAUUGGCUAUUUAAGUGCAUAAAGUACUCAAACAUUUGAU
Molecule: messenger RNA, 2301 nt
Organism: Solanum dulcamara
Lineage: Eukaryota; Viridiplantae; Streptophyta; Magnoliopsida; Solanales; Solanaceae
Product: subtilisin-like protease 4
Exons: 1
Coding region: 22-2259 (745 amino acids)
Biological process (GO): proteolysis
Molecular function (GO): serine-type endopeptidase activity
Source: RefSeq, a predicted model, not a curated record